Messenger RNA from Python bivittatus (Burmese python), 1665 nucleotides. NCBI's taxonomy places the organism in Eukaryota, Metazoa, Chordata, Lepidosauria, Squamata, Pythonidae. The record is from RefSeq and is a predicted model, not a curated record.
ACAAUAGCUAAUAAAUCUUGAGAUGACUUCCAGAAAUAAAUAAGGCAAAACGAUACGGUGUGUCUUCGUGGCUCAGAAUCUUCCUCGGGUCUCUGGGGUGGGAUGAUAGCCAAAGAUUAGCUGCCAGGUAGUCAUGGCAGGAACUUUCCUUCAUCAGUUUGCAAAAAGUCUUUGAGCCACGGGGUGAGUCAAGUUGGCCGGGCUCUCCCUCCUGUUCCUGGAAUGCAUCUGUGACAACCUGCUCUGGGGGACCGCUUCAAUUCCUGGAAUUUUCUCAGUUUUCUCAGCCACUUCAGGAAAAUGGCCACAUUGCUGGGAACCCACGGGAACAGGUACAGUCGGGCAGGGAAGCUGCGUGUUCCCCUUCACUCUCCAAAGGUUCCCAAUGGCCCCGCGUUGGCCCUUGUUUCCUAUUCCAUUGGCCACCUGCUGAUAGACUUCGGAGGUCAGCUUUUUGACGAGAUCCUGAAAUGCCUUCCAGCAAAAACACACGCUGCUUUUUCUUCUUCUGUACCUCUCUGUUUAUAAAACGUGGAGUGAGAUGGGUGGCAAUAACAGAACUAUUCAGCUCCUUCUCCCCUCUUCCAGAUACCAUCUCCUCAAACUCCUGCAGAAGUUUGGCAAAGUGAAGCAGUUUGACUUCCUCUUCCACAAGUCAGGGGUACUGGAGGGGCAGCCCAGAGGCUAUUGCUUUGUGAACUUUGAGACCAAGCAGGAGGCAGAACAAGCAAUCCAUUGCCUCAACGGGAAGCUGGCUCUCUCCAAGAAGCUGGUAGUGCGGUGGGCCCAUGCCCAGGUCAAGAGGUAUGAUCAGAAUAAGAACGAGAAGAUUCUUCCCAUCAGUCUGGAGCCAUCUUCGAGCACAGAGACCCCCCAGUCCAACCUGAGCGUCAGUACAAAGAUCAAAGCCAUUGAGACCAAGCUGAAAAUGAUGUCAGAGAAUCCUGAUGCCGAGUUCCCGCCAGCAGCCCCUUACGCCUACUUCAAGCCCCCCGAGAAAAAACGGACUGCCCCCUACUCCAGAGCUGCCUGGAAGUCCAAGAGAUGAUGCGGUGGUGCAGUCAGCGCCGUCCUCCGGCAUGCGCUGCAGGUGGAAGGUCAGCUCGGAGGAAGCAAGGACUGGAGCGUGUCCCAUCCUGGCCUUUUGUGGGACUGUCUUGAUUCCUCCGUUUGCGCACGUGGAAGCGAACGCUCUUCAGAGGAAAUCUACUGUAAUACCACCCCUAAAUCUGUACAGAACUUCUCCAACAAACUCAACUGGUUUCGUAGUAAAACCAGAUUUUUUUUUUCCUGUGUGGCUAGAUCUAGCUCCAGAGUUUAAGGUGUGUGAGUUGAGUGUGUUUAAGUGUGAGUGUUUUCACUUCUUCGGUAUUUGUUCUGACCUGGAGAUAACAAAGAGUUCUGGUGAGCUGACGGUCUGCCUAGAAUAUAUCUCUGACCGAUAGUAAAACAUGGUUUGAAUUGCCUGACCUUUCCAGCAACAGAAAGUCGGAGUUUCUUGCAUCUUGAAACCUGGGAAACCCUGAAAGGGGGCAAUGAAGUUGGUCAUGUUUGUCUGUGAGUAACAGCUGCAUUGAACACAUCUGGCCGUAUAUGUAUCCAUUCUUUUUUUAAAAAAAAAAAGUGGCACCACAGGAAUAAACUUUUAUCCCAAUUUUAAAAGUG